Fraxinus pennsylvanica is the source of this 1164-nucleotide messenger RNA. Lineage: Eukaryota; Viridiplantae; Streptophyta; Magnoliopsida; Lamiales; Oleaceae. The record is from the annotation of a GenBank genome assembly.
AUGCCUCGGGAACUUAUAAUCGACCAUAUCAAUCUGAAUUUUGAAACCCGAUUUCUCAAAAGCAUCUCAAUUAUGGAUUCCAUGGAGCAUGGAUCUGGGAGUCAAUUAGAUUCUGAGCAAGAUGCUCUAAUACCGGGGCUUCCUGAUGAUGUAGCCCUUUUCUGUUUUGCAAGAGUUCCUCGGAAGUACCAUCCAAUUCUCAACUGUGUUUCAAAGAGAUGGAGAGAAUUGGUGUGUAGUAAUGAGCUGCAUUUGUACCGCCGAAAUAAUUGUUUGGAAGAGACUUGGAUUUACGCUUUGUGCAGAGACAAGUCGGAUCAACUACACUGCUAUGUGUUAGACAGUAACCAAUUGCAAAGGGGUUGGAAGCGAAUUCAAGAUCUUCCGAGCCGGUGCCUUAGGAGGAAUGGAGUAGGGUUUGAAGUGUUGGGAAAGAAACUCUACCUGUUUGGUGGUUGUGGUUGGAUUGAAGAGGCUACUGACGAAGUCUAUUGUUAUGAUGCUUCCAUGAACACGUGGAAUACAACAGCCCCUUUAUCCAUUGCAAGGUCCUUUUUUGCUUAUGAGGCUUUGGAUGGGAAAAUCUAUGCAAUUGGCGGGAUUGGAUCAAACUCGAGCAAUCCACAUUCCUGGGACACCUAUAACCCCCUUACUGAUUCUUGGAGUUCUUCCAUAUACCCGGACAUCCUUCCAGAUAUUGAAGAUUCAGUAGUCUUUAAUGGAAAAAUUUAUAUACGCUGUGCCUACUCUUCUGUUUCUUCUGAUGUGUAUGCAGUUGUAUAUGAUCCAUCAAAUGGCACGUGGCAGCAUGUCGAUGCUGACAUGGCUUGCGGUUGGAGGGGUCCAGCAGUUGUUAUAAAUGGCGUGUUGUAUGUACUGGACCAAUCUUCGGGUAUUAGGCUGAUGAUGUGGCUGGACGAUAUUCGGGAGUGGACGGCAGUUACGAGAUUGUCGCCUAUACUCACGAGGCCACCUUGUCGACUCGUGGCAAUUGGAACUAAAGUUUUUGUUAUUGGAAAGGGACUUGGCACAGUGAUGUUUGAUGUCGAAGAUGCUAUAUAUAUGGAUGGUGUAUUGGUGAGUACCUCUGUUCCGAGAUUGAAAUCUGACGAUGGCGAGAUAAUUUGGGACGACGUGUUAAGUUGCAAAUCUCUUGCAAUUUGA